Molecule: messenger RNA, 630 nt
Organism: Lachancea mirantina
Lineage: Eukaryota; Fungi; Ascomycota; Saccharomycetes; Saccharomycetales; Saccharomycetaceae
Source: the annotation of a GenBank genome assembly
AUGCAAUUCAAGAACUUCGGUAUAUUAGCAUUUGUUGUUGCACUCUGUUUAGGGCUGCAUUUCGAUCUACCAGCGUCCCAGACGCCCGAACAAGUGUGUAUUCGUGAUUUCGUUUCCGAAGGACAACUCGUGGUAGUAAACAUAGCGACGGAUGGAUCAGUUGGUGAUGGCCAAGUAUUGAAUCUGGUUAUUCGCGACAGUGUAGGAAACGAACACAGACGCAAGAAGGAUCUUGCUGGAGAAGUUCGCGUCGCUUUCACGGCACCUUCGUCGGCCGCUUUUGACGUGUGUCUCGAAAACCAAUUGCAAAUUAAAGGUAGAUCCUUGUCGAGAUCUGUGGAGCUCGACAUCGAGUCUGGGUCGCAAGCGCGUGACUGGAACAUGAUCCAGGCUACAGAGAAGUUGAAGCCAAUUGAAGUGGAAUUACGCAGAAUCGAGGAAUUGACCGACGAAAUUGUCGACGAACUCAACUAUUUGAAAGCCAGAGAAGAGCGUUUGAGAGACACCAACGAAUCCACCAACAGAAGAGUACGUAACUUCUCGAUUCUGGUCAUUGUCGUCUUGGUCAGCUUAGGAGCCUGGCAGAUCAAUUACUUGCGCAACUACUUCAAGGCCAAGCAUAUCAUCUAA